Molecule: messenger RNA, 2760 nt
Organism: Xenia sp. Carnegie-2017
Lineage: Eukaryota; Metazoa; Cnidaria; Anthozoa; Malacalcyonacea; Xeniidae
Exons: 6
Coding region: 214-1212 (332 amino acids)
Source: RefSeq, a predicted model, not a curated record
UCCCGAGUCCUUUUCCGCGUGAAAUCUACUGUGACAUCAGCAAAACCAUUGUUUUAGGGCCUCACGUCACGGUAGAUUUUGCCGCUGAGCGAUGCAUUUUCCAUAAUUUUGUGAUUGUGGGCACAUGGCACCGAUGCAUUCAACUUUGAACUUCAAAGUUGAAUGCAUUGUUAUUUGAUCACUUGAUAUAACUCGCAAUCAUCGAUCGAAGUCAUGGCUGUCGAGAAUAUCAAACACGAUCUGUGUACUCUGCUUCGAGAAGAGAAGUCAUUUGAUAUUAAUGGAGUGCGUCGAACCUAUGAAACGAGAGCUGCUACUUUUAUUUCAAAAUCCUCUCCUUGGAAUCCCUUUUCAAAGGGUAAAAAUGGGAGAGAUAUGUCAAGUGAAAUGUUAAUACCUAAGCACUUGACAGUUCAUUGGCAAAGUGGAGAACUAAGAGCUUUAAAAACUAGAGGUGAUGGUAAUUGUCUGUACAGAGCCUGCUCAAAAUUACUUUGUGGCAAGGAAGACCUAUGUCAUUUGCUGAGAGACUUGACAAGCAUUGAGCUAUUCAAUCACCAGGAGUAUUAUGCUAACCACCCGUACUUAAAAGAUAAGUUGCAUUUUUUUAAGUCGGAAAAUACUUCUUUUUCUGCAUCAGUAUCAGAUGUGGCUUUAGGCAAUGGCUAUGAUAGGAAAAAUCCAAGCACAAAGGUAAUAGUAGUUAAAGAGGAAGCUCUAAAUAAUGCAUGCAAUUGUACUUAUUCUUCACUUAUGUGUAUAUUUGGUUUGUCUUCUGUCACUGGAAUGACUAUAAUUUCAGUUUAUCCCGAAAAGUUGGACCAGGAGACCAAAUAUUCACAAUUUCUAAAUGGUAAAAUUCUUCCACGGCAAGCACACCAACAUAUUUCAAGUCAACUUGUUCAGCCUACUAAGUUAAUUUUGAUGUGGACAACUACUGGUGCUUAUUCUCUUCCAGAAUUAGAUAUAGAAUUUCAACCCAAUCAUUUUGUACCACUAAUUGAAUUUAAUCAAACUAAUAACUCAAGAGUUAAUAAUAAAAAAAAAACUACUGACCACUUUAAAGUUGAUGUCUUACAGAAAAAUAAAAGUGGACUUGAGCAACAAAUAGACACAACUUUGGUAGCACCUGCAAAAUCCUCACCAAGGGAAGACUUAGAUGGCAGCAGCUAUGAUUGCUUGAAGACUUCCUUAAAACGUGGGUUAAAUUAGUGAUUGUUCAUGUGCAAAUAUAUUUUAAUUAUAGGACCUCUUUCAUGCGACUUUGAAGAUGGAAAAGUAUCAAAUGCUUCUUGUCCCUUGUCAAAAUCUGUAAAAACUGAUAUGACAGAUGUUGAUCCCUUGGAUAUUGGACAUUUUGUAUCUUUUUUACCGUUGGGAGAAGACCACCUUUGAACAUUGCUUUUAUCAAUGCUGUUAUCUUGCAAAAGACGGCUCAUGUUAUUUUUUCGAUAAAAUUUACGCUUAAGAUUUUUCUGUCACCUUUCCCAAAUCGCUGGAAAAUGCUUCUCGGAUAGUGAAAAUUCAAAAAUUUUCUGGGGGAGCAUGCCCCCAGACCCCCCUAGCGGUAGCUCGCGCCUUCGGCGCUCGCAAUGCAUCGGUCAGCUAAGGAGCUGGAUCCGCGCCUGCCCAGACUUCAUGCCACGACGGACAAUGUCCAUUAAAAGGCAACUUUAAACCUCCAUAACAAGAAAACAGUUUGAACAAAUUGAAAAUAUUUUUUCACCGAAGCUUUAAAUAUUACACCAAGUUUUGAUAUCGCUAAUAAAAUUUUUUGCUGAUAGGGACACUUUAAUCAAUUGCAGUUUCCUGUGAUCUCGGCUAGCAGCAGCGAAUAUACAUGAUGAAUUAUCUUGCAAACAUUAUUAUGGAAUAUAAUAUGCUAUUGGCUCCGCACAAACAUUAGAUCAAGAGCAAAGAGACUUGAAUUUCCAGAUAAAACCGCUUGGAAAGGUUUCAGAAUAAGGAUAUUCACUUAUACAGACACAUGGGAAAAGGCCAUAAAGUUUGAAAAGAAAGCCCUCGUCACGUCUAUUUUGGAUUCUGACGAAGAUUCAGAUGUAGAACCUAUAAGGAAAAGACCUCGUUUAAGAAAAUGCUAUGAAGAAAGACUGAUCAUAGUGAUGUUGAGUAAGACACAAGUGAAUACAUUUCGGGCUCUACUUUAGCUCCUUUACUGCCAGCAGCCAGCAGCUCCAUCAUUUUCGCCUCAAGUAUCCCGUUGCUUAAAUGAAGGCACUAAAAACCGAGUUUUGACUGUUGUGAGACAAUUGAUGACUUCAAAUUCUGGUUUGUACCAAUUCCAAAAUAUGUGAAUUUCAACUGAACUUGUCUAUACAAGUUUAAAUGUACUCAUUUUUCCUUUUAUUCAGUAAUGGCUAAUGAUUUCAAUUUUUAUGAAAGCGAGCGCAACAUGGUUGAAUUGCCAAAUGAAGCAUCUUGUAGGUAGAGAACAAUGGCUUCUAUUAUUCAUCAUUCCCAUUGAGCAGAAAAUGCAGUUGACUGGCUGCCUUUAUGGUAAUCACAUUCGUGAUAAAAUAUGUGUGGCCUGGAAACACUAUUUAGACCUGAAUAUAAUCGAUUGCUACAGAAAUGAAGUAUAAUAUUUUUCGGAAAUUUCCAUAACCGGACCAAAACUUGCGAGUUUGCUAAGUUACAGCAGUACAUUUAAUUAAAGUGACAAUCUUUGCUAAAUUUGAUUAAAUGAAUGAUGUAUAAUAACGAUAUUCGAUAGCCUUCUUAUUAAAGUUUUCGGAUAAA